Ahaetulla prasina is the source of this 4925-nucleotide messenger RNA. RefSeq names its product zinc finger protein 665-like. The record is from RefSeq and is a predicted model, not a curated record. The transcript is spliced from 6 exons. Gene Ontology annotation, biological process: regulation of DNA-templated transcription. The coding region runs from base 330 to 3170 and encodes 946 amino acids. Lineage: Eukaryota; Metazoa; Chordata; Lepidosauria; Squamata; Colubridae.
CAAUCAAGGCGUCUUUCGGGUCGGGACGGCCGCUCUGGCUGCUGUCGCCGCCUUAGUGUUUCUGCGGGGGACCCGGUGGGCGACCGAUCUGGGCGGAGAUCGACUCGGGGAUCCCCGAAGGGAAGCGCAGGGAGGCACCCCGGGAUGAUUCUCCGCCUUCGGAGCUACUCCAGCCGCCGCCUCCGGGGGUUGGACUAGAAGACCUCCAAGGUCCCUUCCAGCUCUGUUCUGGUUUUAGGAGGAACUGCAAGCAGGAAAAUCUGGCUCUUGGUAUAGUUUGCCCAGAGGGAGGAUCAGUCCCUGGGGUCUUUUUCUCCAAAGCUGAAGAAAUGUCGGUCGUGGAGCAACAGAACUUAGCAGGCUGUCAAGUAGGAUAUCUCGACACCAUCCAGGUUGGAAGCAGCAGGGAAUUCUCAGGAAGUGGAGUUCAGAAGUGCACAGGUAGGAUCGGCGCAGAGUUACAGCAAGGCUUCCCAGAGCGCUUCCUUCAACGUUUCUGCAACCAGAUCGGCGCUCUGGAUCUUCAGGAACAGAACCUGGAGCAACGCACAAAGAAACCCAUACAAGACGUAGUGAUCCCGGAGCCGCCUCUACCAGGCUUUCCAUCGCAGGUGCAGAGUUGGAUAAGUGAACGUGGCCGGGAGAUCAGUGAAACAUUUCAUCCUAAGCAUGCAAUACAGGAUGGAGUUACCAACCCGGAGUUUUGUGGAACACACAGAGAUUCAACCGAUGACAGGCUGAGGUUCUUGCAGGAAGAAGAAGGAGCCACUGUUUCACUAAGAAAUGGAGUGAUUUGGGAAAAACAAUUGCAGCCUGAGAUUGAAGAUGGAGGGAAAAUGGAUGCUGUGCGUUGGGAUCAGAGGCUCUUCACCUUGGAGGACGUGGCCGUGCAUUUCACGGAGCACGAGUGGGCGCUGCUGGAGCCUGACCAGAAGGCACUGCACAGAGAAGUCAUGGAGGAGAUCAACGGGAUCGUGGCUUCUCUUGGUGACGAGUGGAGAAUCAUGGAUAGAAGCAAACCAAGUACAAGCCAAAGAUUUCGCCUAGAAGGGAAACCGUACAAGUGCUCGGAGUGUGGAAAGGCCUUCAUGAUGAAGACGAAUCUUACCACGCACAAAACAACCCACAUAGCUGACCACCUGCAUAAAUGCCUGGAGUGCGGAAAGCGUUUCACCCAAAGCGCACAAUUGAGCAGGCAUCAAAACACUCACACGGGGGAAAAACCGUACAAAUGCUCGGAAUGUGGGAAAAGCUUCAUUUGGAAGACAAAUUUAGAGAGACACCAGAGGACUCACACAGGGGAAAAGCCCUUUAAAUGCUUGGAGUGCGGGAAAAGGUUUGUCGAGAGUUCGGCCCUGAUGACGCACCAGAUGAUCCAUAUGGAGGAGAAACCGUACAAAUGUUUGGAAUGCAGGAAGUGCUUCACAUCGAAUACGCACCUGCGCGUGCAUCAGCGAACGCACACAGGGGAGAAACCGUACACGUGUUUAGAGUGCGGAAAGACCUUCAGCGAGAGCAGUAAUCUCGCUUCCCAUCGCAGGACGCAUAGCGGAGAGAAACCCUUCAAAUGUUUGGAAUGCGGAAAGUGUUUCAGUUCAGAAAGACACCUCAGGAUCCAUCAAAGAACCCAUACAGGCGAGAAACCCUAUAAAUGUUCAAAAUGCGGGAAGCGUUUCUGCGUGAGCAGUAACCUCGCCUCCCACCAGAGAAUUCACACUGGCGAGAAACCCCACCGAUGUGCGGAGUGCGGCAAAUGUUUUACUCGCCAUUCUGAUCUUAUCAAACACCAAAAAAUUCACACGGGGGAGAAGCCGCAUGAAUGCCCUGUGUGUGAAAAACGUUUCGCUUGCCGUUCGGAUCUCCUGAAGCAUAAAAAAAUUCACACCGGCGAGAAGCCUCAUAAGUGCUCUGAAUGCGGCAUAGGCUUUGCUCGCAGCUCGGACCUGAUCAAGCAUAAAAAAAUCCACACGGGAGAGAAACCCCAUAAGUGUUUGGAAUGCGGGAAGGGCUUCAUCACGAGGACCAAACUGAGCCUGCACAAACGAAGCCACACGGGAGAGAGGCCGUUUCCAUGCCUGGAGUGCGGCAAGUGUUUUAUUCAAGUAGCCCAACUGAACCGCCAUCAAAAAACUCACACCGGAGAGAGGCCGUACAGAUGUUUGGAAUGCGGCCAAAGCUUCACGCAGAGUUCUUCUCUUACUACGCAUCAGAUCAUGCAUACGGGGGAGAAACCGUACAAAUGCUCAGCGUGUGAAAAGUGCUUCGUUUCGAGCACCCACUUACGGAGGCACGAAAGGACACACACGGGAGAAAGGCCGCAUCAGUGCUCGGAUUGCGGAAAGUGCUACAGCGAGCGGGCUGAACUAAGCCGACAUCAGAGGUCACACAGCGGGAAGAAGCCGUAUCAAUGUCUGGAAUGCGAGAAAAGCUUCACGCAGAGUUCUUCUUUGAUUACCCAUCAGAUCAUUCACACAGGAGAGAAACCCUAUAAGUGUCUGGAGUGCACAAAGUGUUUCAGUUCGAACACACACUUGCGCAGACACCAACGAACCCAUACGGGGGAGAGGCCCUACAAGUGCGCAGAAUGUGGAAAGUGCUUCACUUCCAACGCGCACCUCUGUCGCCAUGAGCGAACCCACACCAGGGAGAGACCGUUCAAAUGCCCGAAAUGCGGGAAGAGUUUCAACGUGAGCAGCAACCUCACUUCUCACCAGAGGAUUCACACCGGCGAGAGGCGCUACAAAUGCGCAGAGUGCGGGAAGUGCUUCCUUCGCAGCUCUCACCUGAUCAUACACGAGAGGAUUCACCGGGGAGAGAAGCCCUAUAAAUGCUCGGAGUGCGGGAAGUGCUUCAUCACGAAGAUCAACCUGACCACCCAUGAAAAGAAUCACACAGGGGAGAAAUUGUACAAAUGCCUGGAGUGCGGGAAGUGUUUCAAUUGGAACGCGCACCUCAGUACCCACCGGAGAACCCACACGGGGGAGAGGCCUUACACGUGCUCGGUGUGCGGGAAAAGUUUCAGCGUGAGCAGCUCCCUCGUGACCCAUCAGAGAAUUCACACCGGAGAGAAGCCGUACAAGUGUUUGGCAUGUGGCAAGUGCUUCAGUUCAAAUACACACCUUCGCAGGCAUGAAAGAACACACAUCAAAGAGAGGCCCGGUGCAUGCUGAUAACCAGGGUCAGAAAAUAAAGGAUAAUGUUCAGGAAUCACGAAUUCCUUACCAGGGUUAUUGAAAACGCUCGACUCUCCGAUUGCUGUUUGAAAACUGCAUGUGGCGGUACUGCAUAAAAAAGAUCAAGCCUCUUUCAAUUUAAGCUCAAAGCUAUGGAUUUCCCUGUAGUAAGGUGUGGCUGUGAGAGCUGGACCGUAAGGAAGACUUAGUGCCGAACAAUUGACGCUUUGAAAUUGUGGCAUCGGAGAAGACCCUUGGACUGCAAGGCGAUCAAAUCGGUCCUGAAGGAAUUCAACCCCGACUGAUCUUUGGAAGGACAGAUACUGAAGCCGAAGCACAAAUACUUUGGCCACUAAAUUUUGGUCGCCACGAUGUAAAAAAGAUGUUGAGACUCUAGAAAGAGUGCAGAGAAGAGCAACGAAGAUGAUUAGGGGACUGGAGGUUAAAACAUAUGAAGAAUGGUUGCAGGAACUGGGUAUGUCUAGUUUAAUAAAAAGAAGGACUAGGGGAGACAUGAUAGCUGUGUUCCAAUAUCUCAGGGGUUGCCACAAAGAAGAGGGAGUCGGGCUGUUCUCCAAAGCACCUGAGGGUAGAACAAGAAGCAAUGGGUGGAAACUGAUCAAGGAAAGAAGCAACUUAGAACUAAGGAGAAAUUUCCUGACAGUUAGAACAAUUAAUAAGUGGAACGACUUGCCUGCAGAAGUUGUGAAUGCUCCAACACUGGAAAUUUUUAAGAAAAUGUUGGAUAACCAUCUGACUGAGAUGGUGUAGGGUUUCCUGCCUGGGCAGGGGGUUGGACUAGAAGGCCUCCAAGGUCCCUUCCAACUCUGUUGUUAUAUUAUAUUAUAUUAAAUGAGAAGAGAGGACUUAUAAAUGAGAAGAGAAAAGAGCGGGAAAGUGACGUUAGGAAAGACUGAAGGCCAGAGGACAGCAGAAGAUGAGAUAGUUUGAUAGUGUCAUGAGGAAAGAAAUCGAACAGAGAGCUCAGUGCUAUAAUGUUUUGGCAGAUUAUGGAACGAUGAUACAAUAUCUUUGUUUUAGGCCUUUGACAAUGAACCACACAAUAUUCUGAUCAGCAAGCACGUUCAGAGUUUCCUGAAUAACAGACACAGUAAUAACAGGCACAGACUUCAUGAGAUAGUCCCAAAGGUGCCGUUUUUCAAGUUGCAACUGGACUUUCUGGUUUUUCUUUGAAGAUGUUUCGCUUCUCAUCCAAGAAGCUUCUUCGGCUUUGACUGGAUGGCGCGGAAUGGAAGGAUUUAUACUCCUUGCAGACAAGCUGGUCACUUGCAUUCUUUUAACAAGUUUUUGAGGCCACUGGAGGUUUACCUGUGUCCUCAGGGUCACCUGAGUGGUACAAAUGGGUGUGGAGACUUCUUGGAACUGCUGAAAGGACUGUGUUGUAGACUGGAGAUGGAUGAUGUCGUAUCCCUUCCCCCGCCCCCCUGUGUUGAGAGAGGGCUGUUCAAUUUGGACAUAGAUGGCAUCUUCGACCCCUUUCAAACCAGCGAUCCUCUCUGUCCGAAAUGUAUACUUCAUAAGACAGGUUGAAAAUGAUCAUGUAUCUAUCAUGUUAAUCAACCGUCAAGGGAGGCAUCUUUCAUAGUCAUUAUAUUAGUGAAACAUUUGAUGUGACUGCGAAACAGAAAAUUCUAACUGUAGACUAUCAAUAGAAUGGUUUAUAAACUGAACAGCAUACUAGUUCUACUGUUGUGCAUUAUGUCCCCUCCUGCAGAAAAGACUCCGAAGCAA